Molecule: messenger RNA, 830 nt
Organism: Amoebophrya sp. A120
Lineage: Eukaryota; Dinophyceae; Syndiniales; Amoebophryaceae
Source: the annotation of a GenBank genome assembly
AUCAAAUUUCUUCCUUGUAUGUAGUUUGGUAAAAUGAUCAUUUGGAUUUGCCCACCCGAUCAACUACAGGAUCUUCGCUAUGAUCAUUUUUUGUGGAUCGUCCAAAUGGAAACGUUUGAAGGUGAGCAGAAACAGAUAGAGAGCAAUGGAAUAUCAUCCACCACGACCACCAGGGUUGUUGACCACACGAACCGAAGAACACGCAUUUUUUGCACCAGUUUUCGGAGAUUCUUGGGAAUUAUACGUGAACAAUUCUAGUAUAACUACGAGGACUCUUAUGCUUUUACUUUGAUCUUCUUCUUUUUCUACCCUUUUGAGUAAAUACUGCUGUUUUUUUACUUGUCGUUUUGCCCUAGUCUAAUCGACUUCCGCUUUGAUGUUUUGAACGAUUUAGCCCUGCCAGAGGUCGUCGUUUUAUAAAUCUGUUUAAUUCAACAUCAUCACAACAAUGUCGGAAGCAGCUGCGCGAAGAAUGGGAAGCGAGGAGGUAGCGUUUUCAUCUUCGUUGCAGAAAACUGAAAAUGGCACCGGCCACGUGGAUCUGGAACACGGCGACGCCACGUUAUUUCGGGACGAGAGCAGCACAACUGCGGCGCUGCUUGACGAAAGCAACGGGGGAAAAUAUGAGCAAGAAAAUCAUGAUGAACAUGAAGGAGACCACCACUCUGGUGUUCAACAUCGACGCUCCGGGCUACUUCUGACCACACUUCUUGCUAGUGCCACGGUCAUUUUCGCUGCUGCUUUUGCCGUUGUUUUGGGUCUCUACGUGCAAGAAACGAUCCAGGUUGAGAGGCUCACGGAGCAGGUCGCGGAACUUAGGAGCGGCGGGG